AUGAGUCAUAGUACAGUUAAAAAGAAAAUCGGCAAAAUUGUCUCAAAAUUAGCUAAUAAACCAAAAGAUAUUAAACUAACUGUAAGUGAUAUCACUGAUUAUCAUUGUCAUGAAGAUACAUCAACAGAUGAUAACAGUGAGUUACAGCAAGAAAAAAAUAUACAACGAAUGAAACAUCACAUGGGAGAUACAUCAAAACCUCAACAUGAUCAACAUCCAACAAGUCAAAUACUAUCCAAUUCUCUACUGGAUUCAUCAUUGAAAAUUUUUCAUACGUAUGCUCCAAUGGGUAGUGGUCCGUCUUCAUCGUCCAAUCAUCCGACAUUAACAUCAUCGUCAUCAUCAACGCCAAAUACAACAAUUCCUCAUGAUUUGUAUAAACAAGCUCGUGAAGAAUUCGACACUCGCUAUGGAACACCAACUACAUUCUCAUUAAAUUAUCGUGAUUUUCAAAUCAUUCGGCCACUUGGCCGUGGCGCAUUUGGUUCUGUUAAAGAAGUAAAAUACGCACGUGAACCUGUACCUGACUAUUUGCAAUCCCAUGACAAUCCAUCGAAAUCUUAUCAUGUUGCCCUCAAAAUAAUUAAUAAAAAAAGUGCACAUAAAAUGAAGCAAGAAGAACAUGUUGUUAAUGAAAAACGCAUCUUACAAUCGCUUCAUUUUCCAUAUAUAAUACGUUUUUAUUUCUCAUUUAAAGACAAUGCUAAUCUUUAUAUUGGGCUAGAAUUAAUUGAAGGUGGAGAAUUAUUUCGUCAUUUACGUGAUUGCGAAAAAUUUGAUGAGAAGAAAGCUAAAUUUUACUCAUCACAAAUUAUUCUUGCACUUGAAUAUCUUCAUUUGUUAGGCAUUGUUUAUCGUGAUCUUAAACCAGAAAAUUUACUGAUCGAUCGACAUGGUUAUAUCAAAAUGUGUGAUUUUGGAUUUGCAAAAAAAAUUGAUCGUGGCAAAGCAUAUACACUUUGUGGUACACCUGAAUUUCUUGCACCAGAAAUUAUUCUUGGCCGUGGUUAUAAUAUGGGAGUUGAUUAUUGGGCACUCGGCGUUUUAAUAUUUGAAAUGAAUGCUGGCUAUUCUCCAUUUUGGGAUGCUGACCAACAAAAAAUUUACCAUAAAAUUAUCAAUGGAAAAUUUCGCCCUCGCUCAGCAUUUUCAGAAAAUCUAAUUGAUAUUGUUCGUGGCCUAUUACAAAAAGAUUUAACUAAAAGACUUGGCAUGAUGUUUAAUGGUAUUAAUGAUAUAAAAAAACAUGCUUGGUUUCGUGACCUUGAUUGGAUGCAAGUAUUCUUGAAAAAGAUUCGUGCACCAUGGGUACCUGAUAUACGUGCAAAUAACUUUCCCGAUGCUGAAGAUGAAGAACCAACUCGUUCGUCAGUUAAUUUAUAUGAAAAAGAGUUUCAUGAUUUUUAA
Messenger RNA from Rotaria socialis, 1407 nucleotides. The record is from the annotation of a GenBank genome assembly. NCBI's taxonomy places the organism in Eukaryota, Metazoa, Rotifera, Eurotatoria, Philodinida, Philodinidae.